CUACCAUCUCUACUUACGUGUUGCAGCUAGUCGCAAAGACCAUAGAACAAAAUCAAUAAAAAAUACUUAAUAAAAUAAUAAAUAAAUGAAUUAAUAAAUUAAAAUUAACGAAAUAAAAAAUAUCAAUGUCAUACAGACCCCGAGGCACACUCGCGCGGGUCAUCCAUGCCAAGUUUCACAAUGAUAAUUCCCUAGAAAACAUUGACACAAGAAAUUGGUAUGCAUUGGAACAUGAACUACCCAAAUAUCAGUCGAGAUUUGUGGCUCUUGAACAGGAUUCGACAACUGUUAAAUGGUUGGAACAAGCAAAAAUAUUGUCAACAAACAUAUGGUUGCAUUUAUGGCACGCUUUGGCCAGGUCAAUUCUUCAAUUCUUUAUGACGCAAACUGACAUUAAUGGCUUUCUGAAACGUGGAUCAAUGUUUAUUCUAUCCGAAGAACAAUUUUACAAGUUACUUGUAGCUGGCGGAUUCUCCACAGCAACCAUGUCGGAUACGAUUACCUUAUUGGACAUUGGUGCCGGUGAUGGUGAAAUUUCAUUACGUGUUGCCAAUACCGUAGCAGAGUUCUCAGGAAACGCUGUUCUCAAGGUAUUCGCAACCGAAGCUAGUUGGACAAUGCGGGAUAGACUGAAAAAACUUAACUUUAAUGUAAUACCCGAAAUUAAUGGCCUUCAAGAUAUGGAUUUAGUUCUAUGUCUAAAUGUACUUGAUCGAUGCUUCGAUUCAUUCCAAUUAUUGGAGGAUAUACAUCGGGCAUUGGCGCCAAAUGGCCGAGCUGUUGUAGCUUUAGUACUUCCAUAUAUGCAUUACGUUGAGACAAAUACAUCGCAUUUGCCUUUACGACCACUUUUGGAAGAUCGAGGAAAUGGACAUCAGUUGUCAUUUGAAGAGGAAGCGACAAUGUUUAUGGAUAUACUGGAGAAUUGCGGUUUUCGUGUUGAGUCCUGGACAAAGGCUCCGUAUUUGUGCGAAGGAGAUUUACAUCAGUCAUUCUAUUGGUUAAUUGACCUCAUUGUUGUGCUUUCCAAAAAACCCUUAUAGUUUAACUGCAUACGUACAAUACUAUAUACUUAAUUAUUCCUCGGCCAAACAUAUAAAGAGGCGUGCAAAGACCCAAUUGUUGGGGCAUUUAUUUAUACUAUUUGUUUUUAAAUUUAAGAAAAUGGCCAAAAUAUUUCAA
This is a messenger RNA of Drosophila willistoni, 1182 nucleotides long. Its product is annotated as protein-L-histidine N-pros-methyltransferase. Gene Ontology annotation, molecular function: protein-L-histidine N-pros-methyltransferase activity. The transcript has 3 exons. Lineage: Eukaryota; Metazoa; Arthropoda; Insecta; Diptera; Drosophilidae. The record is from RefSeq and is a predicted model, not a curated record. Bases 126 to 1043 code for a protein of 305 amino acids.